This is a messenger RNA of Thunnus maccoyii (southern bluefin tuna), 7649 nucleotides long. Its product is annotated as prospero homeobox protein 1-like. The transcript is spliced from 5 exons. The coding region runs from base 372 to 2852 and encodes 826 amino acids. Gene Ontology annotation, molecular function: DNA-binding transcription factor activity, RNA polymerase II-specific; RNA polymerase II cis-regulatory region sequence-specific DNA binding. Gene Ontology annotation, cellular component: nucleus. The record is from RefSeq and is a predicted model, not a curated record. Gene Ontology annotation, biological process: regulation of transcription by RNA polymerase II. NCBI's taxonomy places the organism in Eukaryota, Metazoa, Chordata, Actinopteri, Scombriformes, Scombridae.
CCUCUGCAUCCAGUGCGCCUCGGAGACGCACACACACAGCGUCUCUCUCUCUCUCUCUUGCACUCUCUCUAUGUCUCUCACUCUUUUAGUUACAGCAGAGGAUAGAGGGAGAGACCGACGCGCAAGAGCUCUUUUCAUCUUCUAUAUUUUCCUAUUUUGUUCCUUUCGCUCGCGUCGCUGACUUUAUUCCAGCUCUUCCUUCUCUGAGAAAUUGUUAUCCCAGCAUCCAGCAAUCUGCCGUGCUCCGCGUAUAUUCUCUUUUUUUUGCCGUAGGAGUUCAGGUUGUCCCCCUCUUCAUCUAAAGGGUACUCAGAGGCUUUGAUCCUAGAGGACUGGCUUUGUGGGAUAUGGCCCAAUAGCAGCAACCCGUGAUGCCGGACCAUGACAGCGACUCCCUCCUGAACAGACAGACCAAGCGAAGACGUGUGGACAUUGGUGUUAAGAGAACCGUGGGCAGCACAGCCUCCUCCACAGCAACAACAACCACCGAUAACAUUGCCCGCGCCAAAGCAGCCAUUUUCAGUGCCAUGAACUCUCUGAGCUCCCACUCUCACCACGGAUCAGACACCGACUCCAUGGAGUGCUCUGUAGUGCAGCCACAUGGUGGGCCUGGCGUUGUAUCAGCUAGCGACAGUGAGUCCAAGUCCAAUGUACUCCGAAAGCUACUGAAGCGAGCCAACUCAUACGAGGACACCAUGAUGCCCUUCCCUGGCACCACCAUUAUCUCCCAGCUUCUCAAGAAUAACAUGGCUAAAAAUGGAGGAGGACCUGAAAGGGGAGAAAGAGGGGACAGAGGUGAGAGAGGGGAUGUCGGCUUCCCUGGCUCAGGGCUCUCCAAUGCAAGUUCAGAUGCUCCCCAGGAGGACGCCUGCAGUAACUCCUCCCAAGACAGCACCCCUCAGGAAUGCUUGUCACCAUUUGGCCGUCCUCCUGGCCUGGGCACCUUUGACAUCGAACGUCUCAAUGAUGAACACCUGCGUGCCAAGCGAGCCCGUGUAGAGAACAUUAUUCGUGGUAUGAGUCACUCACCCAGUGUGGUGGUACCUGCUUCCCGCCAUGAGCGUGACCAUGAGAUGGAUGGGGAACGGGAAAUGGAGCUGGACUGUCCACCUCCUCAGUCUCAGCAGCAGGCCCCCAGCAGCCCACGGGGAGGUGAAGUGUGCAGCAGUAGCAGCCGAGAGAACAAGCGUAAGCAGCGUCUGCCUCAGCAGCAACAGCAGAGCUUCACCCAGCUGGUGUGCCAGAGGAAGGAACAGAAACAGGAGGAGCGACGGCAACUGAAGCUGCAACUGGAGGAUAUGCAGAAGCAGCUACGCCAGCUGCAGGAGAAGUUCUUUCAGAUUUAUGACUCAACCGACGACUCGGAACACAAUGACCUCCACAAUGACCUCCAUAAUGACAUAGGAAACAUGUCCGAGGACAGCCCAGCCAGGUCCGACACCGGUGGUGAUGACCGGGGUGGAGAUGACUUGCGCUCUGACAAUGAGAUGUCUGACCUGGACCCGGGCCAUUUCCUAGACAGGGCACGGGCAUUGCUUCAGGAGCAGGCUCUGCUGGCAGACGGAGAGAAGCCAAGAAGAGAGGGGCUCGGCCGGAGCAAAGGACAGGGAGGUCCAGGCUCCUCCAUGCAUGCUGAAGGUAAACAGCUGGCAGAAACACUGAAGCAGGAACUCAAUUCAGCCAUGACCCAGGUGGUGGACACAGUGGUUAAGGUGUUUGCCAAGCCUCCACGCCCCACACCCCAGCAAGCCUUCCCCCCACUUUCCAUACCUCCUGAAAGGUUUCCCACCGCUGUCAAUGGAGACAACCCCAACUUCCACACCGCCAACCAGAGGCUGCAGUGCUUCGGUGAUGUCAUCAUUCCCAAUCCACUAGACUCCUUUGCUGGCAUGCCCGGGAUGCCAGGUGCCGCCAAUGACCAAACCGAGGCGCUGCCCUUAGUCGUGAGAAAGACCCCCAGUGAGCACCACCACCAGUCCUCAGCUGUGGGUGCCCAUGGUGGUCACCAUCAUCCCUCCCUUCAUCCCUCCUCGCUCUCUGCCUCUAUGGGUUUCAGCCCCCCAUCCUUCAGACACCCCUUUCCCCUGCCUCUCAUGGGUUACCCUUUCCAGAGUCCCCUGGGUGGACCCACAGGUGGCUACCCAGGCAAGGAGCGUUCCUCACCAGACUCCAUGGACCUGUCCCGGGAGACCACCAGCCUGAGGACCAAGAUGGCAUCAGGUCACCACCUGGGGCACCACCAUCGCUCUUGUUCACCAGCACACCCUGGCAGCACGGCCGAGGGACUCUCCCUGUCCCUCAUCAAGUCCGAGUGCAGCGAUCUCCAGGACAUGGCUGACAUCUCACCCUACUCAGGCAGCAAUAUCCAGGAGGGUCUAUCCCCGAACCAUCUGAAGAAGGCUAAGCUCAUGUUUUUCUACACCCGCUAUCCGAGCUCUAAUAUGCUAAAGAUGUUCUUCUCUGAUGUCAAGUUUAACCGCUGCAUAACCUCCCAGCUGAUCAAAUGGUUCAGCAACUUCAGGGAGUUCUACUACAUCCAGAUGGAGAAGUUUGCCCGCCAGUCCAUCAACGACGGCACCACCGGAGUCGAGGAGCUGAGCGUCAGCCGCGACUGCGAGCUCUUCCGAGCCCUCAACAUGCACUACAACAAGGCCAACGACUUUGAGGUCCCUAAUCGCUUCCUGGAGGUGGCUGAGAUCACACUGAGAGAGUUCUUCAACGCCAUUGUGGCCGGCAAAGACGUCGACCCGUCCUGGAAGAAGGCCAUCUACAAGGUCAUCUGCAAACUGGACAGCGAGGUCCCCGAGAUCUUCAAGUCCCCCAACUGUCUCCAAGAGCUUCUACACGAGUAAAUCGAUUUCUCCUCCUCCUCGCUCGACGCUUUGCGCUUUUUUUUUUUUUCCUCUGGUUUCAUAGAAUUUCAGAAUGAUAUUCUCUUUUGUUUUAUUUUUUUCCUUUUCCCCACUCUACUUUUGAUUUCCUGUUUUUUAUUUUAUUUUUUAUUUUUUGAAUGUAUGAAAGUUAUGAAGUAGCAUUCCCAAUCUGAAGCCUCUGUGGCAGUUCCUAAAUGACCUAGCUAUUGUGUUGUUGUUCUUAUAUGAUAAUUAUCAUGAUGGUUAUUAUUUGUUUUGUUUUUCUAUGAUUCUGCUGAACUGAAGAGACUCUAAUCUUAUUGGGUGUUUUUUGGACCGUGUGAACCCUUAUCCGUUUGGCCUGUUGUAUGAUCAACACUAACUAGGUCCUCAGUGUGUGGAAGGAGUUUCUGAAUUACACUACUAAGAACAUAGGCUGGGUUCCUUAUAGACUUCACUCGUGACACCCAGGGGUGUCCCUGCAAUCCAGUGGGUCUCCCACCCAAUGAACUGUCCCUGCAAAGUGGGUGCCCAAUAGACUGUGCUACUGAAGAUGUCCCCAAACAGGACAGUCACACACACACACACACACAUGCACACAAAAACCAGGCCUAGUGAGGUUAUUGACUGGACUAAGACUGGGCUCGUGGUACUGGUCUGUACUGGUCUGUGGGACUUGGACUGGUUUCAAAUAGCUACUGAGCUCUACCAUGUUUUGAAGUGUGUUUUCCCUGCAAGUAGGGCAUUGUGUUUAUUGGGUGUACAUUAUUAUUUUGAUGAUCAUUAUUAUUGUUGUUUAUGAUUAUUAUUAUUUGUCAUCACUGCUUGCUGAAGAUUGGCACUUCGAGAUUUGUUUGUCCCUUGAUGCCGUUGCAGAAAAAAAUAAAUUAUUGCUAUUAAUAUUAUUCCAAAAGAGUUUAGAUUCUGAAAUAUUUUGCCCACACUUCCUCCUCUCCUCCCUACUCUGUUUCUGUUUAUCCGUCACUGAAGUGAACUUUGGAUCUGUUUUCUUUGUUUUGUUUUGGUUUUUUUUUUUUUUUUUGGUGGUUGGGGUCUGGGGCAGCAUGCCUGGAAAGUGUUUUGAUUUUGGGGGUUUUAAAGUGGGCUUCUCCAUUCGCUUGUAGUGACGAGCCUGCACUGCAUAGGACCAGUCUGACGAUGCUUAGAAAAGGAGUUAGGAUUACAGAAAACACAUGAAGUAAACGGUGCAGAAGAAGUGCGGCCUUUUAGUGUGUCACUUGCUGUCUUUUUAAUGGCUAAAUUUCUGUAGCCACUCCAGCUUUGGCAAGUAAACUGCUGCCACCGAAAGAGUCAUUUGUUCAGCUGUCAACAAAAUUGUUCAUCUACUUAUCUGUUCAGGAUUGGUGAACAUACACAAUAAUAACUGCAUAGUUUUUUGUCUUUUGUAUAAUAAGCACUAUUUUGACUGAAAGGCUCAUGUGUGAGAUGCGGUCAGCCUGUGUAUAUGGCAGGCUUUCAUUAACCUAUACAAGGUGUAAAUUACAUUAUGAAGUUAUUUCAAUAGCAGUUGAUACUUGAAUAUAUCACAAUACUGUGGCAAUCUAAAGUACAGUGUCGCUGAAACAAUAGAUAAUUGAAUACAUAUGAACAGAAGCAUCAUAGAGAGGAAGAUAAUUCAAGGAGGGCAAAGAGAGAGGUGAAUAAAAGCUGAAACACAGGCGUUCAUUAAUUUAGCUUCGAGUGGAAUUUUCCCCACAAACAACACACACACACACACACACACACACACACACACACACACACAUAUAGCUCCUUCCCUCCACAUUCACCUGCCUUUGAGUGAUCUAGCUCCUCUCUCAAUGCAACAAUACGAGGUCGAAGGUGAGCACUCACCCCAGGGGUAGAUGGAGAAGCUCUCAGCACUACAAAGAGCGGGGACAAAGGCACAGCGCGAGGAGCAACAUGCACCUGAAACCCUCCGCUCUGUCCCUCCGUCCCACACUGGCAGCUUUUAAGACCCAAAGUGUGAUUCUGUUUAAGCCACUGUGCAAUGUCAAAAAAAACGCCAUUCCUUUCACUUCUACCUGAGAUUCUAAUACCAGAUUUUCCACUUGAGUUGUACGUGUAUAUCUAUAAUUUUAUUACUUUCAUCCGCCCUCUCAGGCUUUUAAGAAUUUUUAUAAGCAAUUAGUCUUAGCUGCCCUUUUGAUGAGGUAAGUUUGAUGCAAUGAGAGGGCCAGAAUACUUUCUGGAGUGCGUGCGAGCUGGCUGUUGAUCUCACCUUGGCGACAUUGGCUUAUAGUGUGUCUGUGUGUCACAAAAGAUCAAAAGGGGCAGGUUGCUUAACCUGCUGACUUGUCUAAGCGAGACAAAGCGCCUGACAAAAGGAGACAGCGAAAGACAGAGAGCUACUCCCUUCAUUAUCUCCCCCUUCUCCUCCUCCUCCUCCUCCUCCUACUCCCCCCACCCCACCCCCGGACAGUGUUCUUCUUAAGAUCCGGAGCCCUGAGAGAGCAAGCCGGACACCUUUCUCACUGAAGGAUGGGCUAGGCCCUGCAUGUCUCAGAGUCUCAAAGCACCAGCCAAAGGCUCUAAAGCGCCGCAAACAAAGGAGAAAGGAAAGGACACUUUUAUCUGAUGCACAGAUUAUUAUCGCUCCACACCCUCCCCCUUCCUGCAACCCCACCCUGAAGUUAAAGAGUCCCUGCGCCUAAAAAGAUUAAUUCAGGAUAAUGAAGAUUUAUGUGAAAAAAAGGAUUAGAAAGAACCUUAAUACCGCGUUGAAAAUAUUUUUGUCAAGUUUUCCUUUUCUGGGGUCGUUUGAUUUUUAGCAUAACAUUAUUAAAAUACAUAUAUAGUCUUUUUUAAGAAUUGUAAAAUACAAAUCUAUGGGAAAAAAAUAUAUACUGUAGUGGAAGUUCUUUGGAAGGCACUGUUAGAAAUUCUUUCAUAAAAGAAAUCUCGAGGGUAUUUUUAGUGACGGCUUUGUUUAAAUCUGUAUUCUGAAUAAGUGAGUUGUUGGUAGAUUAGGAGCAAUAGUUGUAGGUUUUUUGCAGGUUUUGUGACCAGUUUUCUUUUGGUUUCUUUACCUUUUUGUAUAUUGUGCUGAAUGGCUGUCUUCUCCUUGAGAUCAGAAAAAUAAACUUGGAAUCUGUUUUCAGAGUAUGAACUAUUGUUGUUGCUACUGUAAAUACUGUCAGGAUGAAACAAAGAAUAGCUGUACAGUUUUUUCUAUUAUCACUCAGAGUGCUAUGGGGGUGAGAGUGGUUAAAAAAAGAAGGAUGAAAAAAAAAAAAAGAGAGAUGACCCGCUCUCUCCGACUGGACUCAUAACCACUCUUCCAAAAAACCCACAGAGUUUUUUUUUUGUUUUGUUUUUUUUUUUCCCUGCCAUGCCUUUAACGGGGGUCUGUUUCCCGUCGGCAGUGCCCUUGAAGUUGCACCAGCAUCCGUUUCUUUAAUUUUUGCUGACAGAACGAUGCUUUAUAGGCUAGCGGUCGGGUAAUGAUGAUGUCACGGAGUGGCCCGUUGGCAGUCUGUGGACCCGGUCUCGUCCAAAAAACAAGGGCAGACGCCGCCGACGCAGCUCUAGAUUUGACCUGGGAGAGAGACAGGAACUCAUUGUCAUCAGAAGACUAGUGUCAUGGAGGGGGCACAUAUUGUACAGUAACAGUUUAAAAAAAGAGACUGCAGACAGAAAAAGCGAUUUAUACCCUUUUUUUACUGGGUUCAAACUGUUGGGAAAAGUUUGGACUUUUGUGGAAUUUCUGUACGCUUUGCAUCGUGCGUGCGUGUGUGUGUGUGUAGAUGUAUAUGAGUGUGUGUCUGUGUGAGAGAAAAGACCUAUUAUGAGAACCUGUGAACCAGUGAGUGACACAAUUCUCAACACUGUGGCCCCUCCCCCACCCCUGGGAUCGCCAUCCUGACAUGUAAAUGAUUCUCAUUAAGCGUUGGCAACGUGGGUUUGGUGUGUGUGUGUGUGUGUGUGCAUGUGUGUGUGUGUGUUGCGAUAAUUUCCUCUGAUCUGUUUUCUGACCUGUUUGAAAGGGGUUUUUGUUUCUUGAUGCUUUCAGUAAUAAUUCUUUUUUUUUUUUUAUUAUUAUUACAUCGCUCCUCUUUUUUUGUAAAUAUCAAUGAUGUGGACUUACAGUGAUAAAAACUGCCUUUGUAUAACUUAGCAAUAUGUUAUGUAAAUAGUGUUUUGUUGAUGCUUUUUGUAUGACAUUAUUAUUCGAUGCUAGUGCAGUAAUUCCAACUGGAACAGCCAUGUUUCAAAUACAGUCUGAAUAGUUACACACAGAUUGUAAAAUAAAACUCAUGACAUGGCUGCUUUUUUUCUGUUAUUGGUGUCUAUUUGUCUUGCAGAUUUUGUGUAAUUUAUUGGUUUAAUUUAUCCUAAUUUAUUUGAUGUUGUUUUCUUUUGUUUUUCAAACAGGGAAGGCUGUACUGCAUUUCAUUAAGUAGAAACCAACUUUAAAAGAUUUUAAUCCUACCUAAAAGUGAAUUUUAAAAAUAGUAUUCUAGCGUGCUCAUUCGAUGAUAAAUGGAGAUCUUGGCAGCUAAAUGGAACUGGACAGUUUAAAAAAAAAAAAAAAAAAAAAAAGGUUGUUAUGUUUUUGUUCCUGGACAGGGCCGAGGGUGGGCUAGAAAGCUGAAACUAGUUUGAAGCAGUUUUGUAUUUUCUCUUGAGAUUUUUUCCCCUGUAUUGCUUUGGCCCAGCCCAAAAACAACCAGUAGUCAAAUUGCCUUUCGUGCCUUCACCCUCUAUGAACUGAAUGUAUGUGCAGUAUAUAUGCAAGCUUGUGCAAAAUGAAUAAAAAAUGGAAAUAAAAAUGAA